AUGGCACAAGAAACAGAAAUGCUACCUUCUUUAUCUUCUCUUCUAUCCGGAACCGAAAUUUCGUCUAGCACCGUAUCACCAAGCUUCGUCAACCCAAGAACAAAUUUUCAUCUAGAUGACCGUGGAUCCAUAAAACUGCCCCCUCUGAACACCAGUAUACACCGUCCAAGAUCCGUAGAAAGCGCCCUGAGGCACACGGUUACGUCCCAGAACAAAAAUAGUAGCCCCUAUGGUGAUGACUUGCCCAAGCAUACACGAUCAGAUUCUGCUUUAUCGUCUCAAUUCAAUAGUUCGCAAGAAACAGUCGAUGAACUGCAAGAAAACGUUUUAUUGACACCUCUCAACAACAAAAAAAAACAUUAUUCAGUUUCUUCAAAGAAGAAUGAUAUAUUAACACCACUAUCUGCAGCUAAGUCGAUCAUAAUCCCUUCUGCUUCUAAGGAGAAAAGACGUGCAUUUGCCUUUAUCACACACUCCCAGGAGACCUUUCCCAAAAAGGAACCCAAGAUCGAUAAUGCUCCACUAGCACGUCGAAAGAGAAGAAGAACAUCGUCGCAGGAGUUAUCCAUACUUCAGGCUGAAUUUGAAAAAUGUCCCGCACCAUCGAAGGAGAAGCGUAUUGAAUUGGCUGAUUCUUGCCAUAUGACUGAAAAAGCUGUUCAAAUAUGGUUCCAGAACAAAAGACAAGCGGUUAAGAGACAGAGGAUUGCCACUUCUAAGUCAAGUGCUAUAAUACAGACUGUAUCUCCACUUUCUCCACUUUUAGACGUUCAUGUUACACCUCUAGCAUCCAGAUCCAAGACGGAAAUACUUCGCGAUGGAGACUCCUCUUGUUGUUCUUCUUCUUCUUCACCAUUGGAAAACACGCCGCCAAGACCCCAUCAUUCUUUGAAUAGACGUUCAUCCACACCCAACAUAAAGAGAAGUCAGGCCCUAACUUUUCACUUGAACCCACAUAAGAAGACAUUGACUCCUGUGAAAACAUCCCCUAACAGCAGAGUAAACAAAUUGAUUAAUAGUAUAGAUCACUCUCCUUCUAAAGUCAAACGUUCUAUAAGUAACCCUUCCUGCUCCCCUAAAAGAAAAAGAAAAUUCGGCUUCAAGAUUGUUGAUCAGCAACCUUUGAAAGAUCUUGAUCCAAAUGCGUUUCAUGGCUAA
Molecule: messenger RNA, 1158 nt
Organism: Saccharomyces mikatae IFO 1815
Lineage: Eukaryota; Fungi; Ascomycota; Saccharomycetes; Saccharomycetales; Saccharomycetaceae
Gene: YOX1
Product: Yox1p
Exons: 1
Coding region: 1-1158 (385 amino acids)
Biological process (GO): cell differentiation; regulation of transcription by RNA polymerase II
Molecular function (GO): DNA-binding transcription factor activity, RNA polymerase II-specific; RNA polymerase II cis-regulatory region sequence-specific DNA binding
Source: RefSeq, a predicted model, not a curated record